Messenger RNA from Artibeus jamaicensis (Jamaican fruit-eating bat), 2239 nucleotides. RefSeq lists its product as uncharacterized. Bases 1 to 702 code for a protein of 233 amino acids. The record is from RefSeq and is a predicted model, not a curated record. The transcript has 4 exons. Gene Ontology annotation, biological process: virion assembly. Lineage: Eukaryota; Metazoa; Chordata; Mammalia; Chiroptera; Phyllostomidae.
AUGGUUCCGAAACCACGGUGGGACGAGAGCUCUGACCUAGGCCCUUCCUCGGGACCCGAGCCGUGGCGGCGGAGGCGUCUGCAGCUCCGCCCCACAGGCGGUGCCAAUCAAGCUCCGCGCAGGCGCUACCAAUCGACAGCGGAUCGUCGGGAAUUGGCGAUCUUAGGCGCCAGCGAGGGAGUUGUCAGUAAGGCGACAAGUGAGUCCUGCUGCUGUUUCCCGCCCGGCAGUGAUGAAAGCUUGCAGAAUGCAAGGUUGACUUUUGGCGCGCGUUCGCUUCCUCCGGCCCCGCCUCCACACGGAGUGGAGCGUCACCCAGCGCUGGUUUCCCGGGACAACUCCGAGGUUUGGAACCCACGGAACUCUGAACUGAGGCGGGUUCAGAGAAUGAGACGUUGGCGGCUUUCCAAGACGGUGGAACCCGAACAUUUUUUCUGUGAUCGUCUACAACAUUUGGGGGCUCGUCCGGGAUCUACAUACACUCUGAAGACCAUCAACCGCCGGCCCGAAACCAUUUUCAGGACCCACCAGCCAACCUGGGAUGACUGCCAGCAGAUACUCCAGACCCUUUUCACCUCUGAGGAAAGGGACCGAAUUAUGAGAGAAGCAGCCAAGGCUGUGACGGGAGAAGAGAGGGUCCCUCCAGGCUUUGCAACAGGUGCGACAGGAGAUACGAGUCCUACGCCACCAGCCUCCAGCUGAGACAACCCGAUGGCCAGCUCCACCUGAACCGGGACAAUGGAUCUGGGUCCUUAACCAUCGCCGGGGAAGCCUAGAGCGGAGGUGGACUGGCCCCUUCUAGGUCCUGCUCAGCACCCUCUCUGCAGUACGAGUAGCAGAGAAGCCCUACUGGAUUCACCUAUCACGUACCAAGCCAGCCCAGCCCCUGGAGGACCACCAAGGAACAUGGCGAAUCAGCAAAGAUCCUGAGCAACCGCUAAGACUGAAAUUUCUCAAACAGUAAGACUUUUCCUGCUUGUAGUAACUCUACCCCUAACCCGUGGAGGAUUCCAAGCUAGCCCCAAGGACCUCCACGCAGCCCUUUUUGGACCACCCUGUGAGUGUAGAGGAGGAACUCGUACUGACUAUGCCAUACCCUCCUCCUAUACAUGGACCACGGAUUGUGGAGCCACUGUAGCUUACCUAGCCUAUUCUAGAACCUCCACAGGAGUCAGCCAGCCCGAAUGGGUAUGUGUACCAAAGCCUACAUGGUUUCCUCCCUCUCUUACUCCCCUUGCUAGGGCCUUUACUAACAGUAAUAUUAAUUUUAACAAUAGGACCCAUAAUAUUAAACAAAGUGUUUGCGUUCAACAAAGACAGAAUAGAUGCUGUCAAGCUAAUGGUCCUAUCCCAACCCUACACCAUCUUACCCCAAGAAGAUGAGUCAAUGGUUUGACCACCUCCCCACAGAAAAGGGGGGAGUGUCAUACCCAGCUAGGAAAAUUAUAGCUAGGGCAUUACCCAACCCUAAAUCUGCAGUUCCUGGAACAGGGUAAUGAACAAACAUCCGGGAACAAUUGGGUUUAAAAUUCUAGCCAAAUAAGGUAACUAAACUAACCCGGCUGCCAGAAAGUGCCCGCCAGCAGCAGCACCCACCAAUCAGGGACCCUCGCCGUUUUUAAAUAAGCCAAUAGCUAACCGCCACCUCUGCUUCUGUAUGCCUUUGCUUGCUUGCUAGAAAAUAUAAAUACCCAGUAGUCUGUAAGCCAGGCGCGACUUCCAUUUUGUAGCUCUGAGUAGCUACGUGACUCCGGUCACAGUUGGGGAAGUUAGCCCCUGUGGAGGAAAAUCUUUGGCCAUUAAAAUUUUUAUCAAUUCGUUUCCGGACUCCGAGAGUGUGUAUUUACCUGCCGAUCGUCUACAACAGAGAGCUCUUUCAAUAUCCCAAUUGUAACUUUUACUACUGUUAGAGGAAACUGGCAGCCAUUUUAGGAAAAAGAUACAUAGCACACCAUCCAGGAAAUAACUUGGCUUCCUUGCUUCCUGCUUCUGCAAGCUGCUUGCCACUUUCGCUCCAGAAGUAACGUUCCGCCCCUAACCCUAUAAAAGCAACUGCCCCCCACAGUCCAGGGGCCAGAAUUUGGAGACUGCUUCCUCUGGGUCUGCAUGCAUAAAGGAACCACUUCUCUUCCUCCAGUGUUCGCCAGCUGAGUUCUUCCAGUAACACUACCACCUCAUGCUGUUUGCAGACAUAUUCCCAGAUUAAAUUUAACCACCAUUAGUCAAAACAUGACUUAAU